GUGUCAGGCGUUCUCCUCGAGAACGCAAGUGUCAGGAGCUGCCCCCCUGUCUACCUCGAACCGUCUGCAGCGCAGAUGGCCGAGGUAACCACCGUCGCGCUGCUCUUCGAGUGGGCCCAGCUCGACGGAGUAGCCUCAGCUUCUCUCAUGGCAGCCCUUGGGCUACAGGAGAGCGACCAUCCGCGGGUGCUCGCGAACGUGUCGGCUGAGGACUGGGACAGGGCCCUGGCAGCAUGGCGAGUUGGGGAGGCCCCGGCAACCCCGGCUCAAAGAUCCAAGGCGGUGGUGGCGAGGGGGGCUGCGGUGCCUCCACAGGCGCUGCCGGCACAGGCACCGUCGACACAGGUGCCGCCAGUGCAGACGGGCGCGGCCGCGGCGCCAGGUGCCGCCCUGGGCACCUUUGCGCUCAACACGGUGACGAAUCAGGCUUCCGAUGUCGUCAUGAGGGUGCUCGACGGCGACGAGCUGAAGGUGGCGUACAGCAACUACAAGGUCAUCUUCGGCAUUCACCCUCCUCCGGAGGAGGAGCUCACGGCGGAGCAGCUCACUGCGAUCAAGAAGAUGCUCGAUGUUGAUAUGGCCCCGUACGUGGAUUUCUCGGUGUGGGGCCCAUUUGGGAACCGCAUGGUUCGAAAGCUCAAGCUCCACGGCCAUACAUUCACCUCUGAGGGCACGUUCGUGCCUAUCGAGGUUGCCGGCCCGCCGAGCUUCGACUUUUGGGCUCGGUCGUAUCAGUGUCUGCGGACGGCGCUGAUCUCCUGGAAGGCCGUCGACUUGGGCCGCCUUGACCUCUACGCCGGCAUGGUGAAGCGCUACGUGACGCGCUAUGGGCCCACUGUCUGGUUGCAGAUCUACCAGGCGGAGGUGCGGUGCAGGAGCGAGCACAUGGAGCGUGUGCGCCGACGCGGUGAAGAAGAGCGCGCAGCUGCACUUGGCGCAGGCGGCGCCCAUCCCAUGGACCCCAUCAGGCCAUGGAACUGGGUCUGGGGCGAGGUCCUCAAGGACGCGGACUUCUGGCGGGUUGAGCUGGAGGAGCCUGCUCUGUUGACCCUGAACCGGGCGAUGGGCCAGGCUCCAGUCGGGGACGUGGCGGCGCCGAGCGCGCCCAAGCGCUUCCUCAGCGUGGACGCGCCCGCGGCACCGCCCCAGAAGUUUGCCAAGGUGCACGAUGUGGACGGCAACGUGUUCCGGUCCAACCGGAAGGGCAAAAAGCUGUGCGAGGCCUUCAACCAGGGUUCGUGCCCUCACUCCCCGACGAGCGCGGCGUGCCCCAAGAACAGCGCGGAGGUGCACCAGUGCAGCCGGUGCCUGGAAACCACGCACGGGGAACAUGCUUGCCGGAGGCAGGACUACCCUGCCCAGAAGAUCCCCAAGGGCGGGGAUAGCAAGGGCAAGGCGGACGUUCAGAGUCACGUGAAGCAGGGUGCGGGCGUUGAUGCCGCGAUCUCUGCUGAGAACUCUCUGGGUGUCGAGGGCCUGGUCGGCAACGAGCCCGUCGUAGCUGAAUUCAAGAUGCUGCACCUGUUCUCCAGGCGAUGUGGGUUGCCUGGAGGUUUUGACGUGGCAGUGCGUGCAUGUGGUGGCGAAGUGGACGCGGUUGGCUUGACGGCGUCGGCGGAGCUGGACUUGUGCGACGAGUACGUGUUCGAGGGUUUCCUCGGCAAGGAGAUGGUCCGCGCGGGUACGCUGUGUGCCUUGCGGUGCGCUGUGGUUGCCGAUGCCUGCAUGGAGUGCGACGUCGUGUGGCUGUGGGCACAGCCGGAGUCGUGCGGCGACGGACCUCGCAUGUUCGACUUGCCCGAGGUGGCGCGGCUGCUGGAGCGCGAGGGCGUUCUCGGUACUUCCUUGGACCAGUGUGCGUAUGGCAGCCCGUGCCGGAAGCCCACUACGUUCGUAGGCAACUUGCAGCUGGUGGGCCUACGCUGCAGACAUGGGGCUCGGCAUCAUUGCGAACCGUGGUCGACUGAGAGCUUCGCUGCGUUUCCGGCGCCCCUGAAUAGGUAUGUGGCGGAGCAUGUCGCAGCUGCGGUUGCGCGGCGGAGGCGGCAGGGCGACGUUUCUGCACCUCGUGAGCCUGCGUGCGUCGGCCGUGGGCGCACGGAGCGCGAGCAGGUGUUGCGCGACGCGGCUCUACUGGCAUUGCGCGGUGACGCGCCGCCCGAACCCGGAGACGUGACCUACGAGAAUGCGCUGCGGGGUGCCCGGGUCAAUCCGAAGGAGGUGCGGCAGCAGGAAGACGCUGACUGUCUCGGCGGAAUGGCCCGGGCGGCAAAGGCAGUCGCCUCGCUGCCGGGCAACCUCGUCACAGGCGGCCGCGUGCGCGCAAUCUUGGACGAAUACUUGCACGAGAACCCGUCGGUGAUCGACGAGUGUCUGGACGCGCUUGGUUCCGAGGCCCCAGACGCUGGUCCGCGCGAGGCGACGUUGGACACGUUGCGCGCGCUGAUUGCGAAGCUAUUCGAGGUCACGGACGUGGGAGCGACGAAGAACGAGGAUUGCUCGUCGCCGAUUCGGUCGUCGCUCCUUGCCGCCUGGGCUGAUCGCGCCGGCGACCCGGGCCGCGAGGCGGCGAGGUGGGUUGCGUCUGGCGCUCCCGCCAGCAUCUUGGCGCAGCCGUUGUUGGCGGGCGUCUUCCCUCUGGCCGAUCCCGAGUCCGGCGACGUCGUGGCACCCGAGGACCUAGAUGCCUCGAUCGACGAUUUCCGGAACUACGCCGGAAUGGAGGAGGACGACGAGGUCAUGGCGCAGUUGCUUGAGUACACCAGCAAGGGCUACCUGAAACGGUUCGACUCCUUUGAGGCCUGCGAGGCUUACUUGGGCGGCCCCCCCGUGCUCUCGCGUUUCGGGGUGGUGUCGAAGGUGAGGUUCGGCAAGUUGAAGCGCAGAUUGAUCCUCGACGUGAAGCAGUCGGGGGUGAAGCUCAGCACUCGGCGGGUGCACAGAGUCCCCCUGCCGAGGGUGACCGACGUCAUGUACGACGUCCGGGACUCCAUCAGCAAGCGGCCGCUUGCCGCUGACGAGGCCAUCGAAUUCAUGGUUUUGGAUUUCGUCGACGCCUUCUGGAACAUCCCUCUGGCUAGGGAGGAGCGGCGCUUCUUCGUGGGGGUGAUGCGAGGCGUGUACUUCGUCUUCCUUCGCGCGGCGCAGGGGUCGCGCAAUGGGCCGUUAGCAUGGGCCGGCGUUGCGUCCCUGGCGGUGCGCUUGGUCCAGGCCGCUCUCUGGGACAAGGGCGAGUGCAACGUGCGCAUCAACACGUACGUGGACGACCCGCUGUCGAUGGUGAGGGGCACGACCUCUCAGAGGAGGCAGCGCAUUGCAGUCUUGAUCCUCUUGUUCCGGGCAUUGGGCUUUCCGCUGUCCUUUCGGAAGGGGUCUCUUGGGGCCCGCGUCGAUUGGAUAGGGCUGACCGUCCACGUCCAGCCAAAGGUGUUGCACGUCACGAUCGCCAGGCAGCGCGUCGACGAGUUGAGGGGGCUCGUCGAGGAAGCCUUGGCGGUGAACGUCAUUAGUAGGAAGUGGCUCAAGAGCUUCGCGGGUAAGGCAAGCAGCUUUGCAUCGGUGUUGGUCUUCUGGAGGCCCUUCCUUCAGUUCCUGUGGUCGGCGAUCUACGCGGCCCCGUCGGCGGGCGUCCCCAAGCACUGCGUCUGGGCCAAGCAGUGCGCGGUGUCGUUCAAGUGGAUCAAAGCGUUCCUGGACGGCAUCGAGGGCGAUAUGGUCCGCACGUUCGACUUGGAUCUCCAGCAGGUCUCUAAGGUGAGGAUUCGCAUGGUGUUCGACGCCUCGCCGUGGGGUGCCGGCGGCGUGCUGCUGGAGGGGGACAAGAUCGUCGCGUGGUUCGCGACGGAGUUCGGCGAGCAGGACGAGAUCGCCACAGGGGUGCAGUUUGGCAGGUCCGAGUCCCAGCAGGUCGCAGAGGCACUCAGCAUCCUGCUGGGGAUGAGGGCGUGGGCCAACUCUUGGCUUGGGUGUUCCCCGAGGCUUGAAGUGCGUUCUGACAGUGUCACGGCGCUCUACAUGCUGGCGCGGAUGAAGACGCACAGCCCUCACGUCGCCGUGAUUGCCAGGGAGCUGGCCCUUACCCUCUCGGACGCCUGCGUCAGGCCAGACGUGGUGGCGCACAUCCCAGGCGUGGCGAACGGGUUGGCAGAUCGUCUGAGCCGCCGCUUUCAGCCAGGCAUCCGUUUCUCCCUCCCUCAUGCUUUAGUCCUCGUGCCUGAGACUGUUAUCCCGCCGCGGGGCGUCCCGGAUACGAAACUCUGGGAGUUCGCAUCUUCCGAGUCCGGGGCGGACGGCCUCCGGGAGGCGCGCCGGCCUCCGCAGGAUUGGUCCCAGGACGCGUUCUGGGCCAGCUUCUCUCUGCUGCCGGGGUCAUCGGGCGUCCUUUUGAUCAGCCAGUUCAGCUUCCUGGGCCUGCUCCGGGGCAGCGACGCAAGGCCGGCCAACUGA
This is a messenger RNA of Prorocentrum cordatum, 4446 nucleotides long. Lineage: Eukaryota; Dinophyceae; Prorocentrales; Prorocentraceae. The record is from the annotation of a GenBank genome assembly.